UAAACUCCAAAAUUGGCUCACAAUUUUUUUGUUUUGCCGCCUUAUUGAAAUUCUGAAUUUUGAAAAUUUUUUCUUUUAGUUUUUCUCGAGGAAAACAAAAUGUCCAUCAAACAACUUUGGUGUGAUAAAUAUCGUCCGGAACGUUUUGAUCAAUUUCAAUUUCAUCAAAAUGAAGCAGCACGUUUGAAGAAAUUAAUAAGCCGUGAAAAUUUUCCACAUCUUUUCAUUUAUGGACCAUGUGGUUCAGGUAAACGAACAAUAGUUCGUUCACUUUUAUUCGAAAUAUUUGGUUCAUCAUCACGUAAACUGAAAAUCGAAACAAAAAUAUUCGAAACACCAAGUGGAAAGAAAAUUAUUCAAACAUUUUUAUCAAGUAAUCUACAUUUGGAAGUAAAUCCAAGUGAAAAUGGUUAUUAUGAUCGUGUUGUUGUACAAGAAUUAAUAAAAAAUAUGGCUACAAAUCUUUCCGUUAUUAAAAAAUAUCCAUUUCGUAUGAUUAUUAUUGAUCAGGCUGAUUCAUUAACAAAAGAAGCACAACAAGCAUUACGUCGUACAAUGGAAAAAUAUGCUGAAACAUGUCGAAUCAUUUUAAUGGCUGAACAUUCAAGUCGUAUAAUACCGGCAUUAAAAUCACGUUGUUUAAUGUUUCGUUGUUCAUCACCAUCAACCGAUGAACUUUUUCAAGUAUUACAAACAAUCACAAAAGCCGAACAAUUUGAUUGUAAUGAAACAUUAAUCAAUAAUGUUAUUCGUGAUUCAGAUCAUAAUGUACGUCGUGCUAUAAUUCUAUUACAAACAAUUGCCAUUCAACAAGAAUUGAAUCCACAACAACAACGUAAAAAUAAUAUCCAACAAUUGGAACAAUUUCGUUGGCAACAAAAAUUAACAGAAUUAUCAAAAAAAUUGACCCAUACACAAAAUGUUAAACAAGUUUCCGAAAUUAGACAAAUAUUAUUCGAUCUACAAACACAUUUAAUACCAUCAAAUAUUAUCUUACGAACAUUGGUCUGUAAAUUAAUGGAUUAUUGUUUGGAUGAUGAAAUGAAAUCCAAUCUAAUAUCUAUUGCUGCCGAAAUUGAUCAUCGUUUAGUAUUAGGUUCAAAAUCAAUAAUUCAUUUGGAAUUAUUUUGUGUAAAAUUUAUGAUGAUGUUUCGUUGUACAGUGGAAAAAGUUGCAUUCGAUCUUGAACAACCAAUGGAAUUUGAUUGAUAAUUGAUUUUUAUUAAAUUGCUUAAUACUUUUUUUAUUUAAAUAAAAAUUUUUUUUUAUAAUAA
Messenger RNA from Dermatophagoides pteronyssinus (European house dust mite), 1274 nucleotides. It is a transcript of the gene RfC38, whose product is annotated as replication factor C subunit RfC38. NCBI's taxonomy places the organism in Eukaryota, Metazoa, Arthropoda, Arachnida, Sarcoptiformes, Pyroglyphidae. Gene Ontology annotation, biological process: DNA repair; DNA-templated DNA replication. Gene Ontology annotation, molecular function: DNA binding; DNA clamp loader activity. The record is from RefSeq and is a predicted model, not a curated record. Gene Ontology annotation, cellular component: DNA replication factor C complex; nucleus.